AUGUCUGCGCCCAUAGAAAACACAUUCAUUCGUGAAUUAGAAAUGAAAAAUGGCCAAAUCCUUAAAAUACAUCAGUUAGAAGUGGGUGAUGUUGGUUGUGUAGUUUGGGAUGCGGCGCUAGUGCUGUGUAAAUACCUCGAAACUGCCGACUUCGACGGUGGAAAUUCAUGGCGCGGAUUAGAUGUUGUGGAUGUGGGAGCCGGCACAGGUGUACUUGGUGUGUACGCUGCAGUUUACGGAGCUGAUGUAACUGUCACAGAUUUACCAGAGUUCCUGCCACUGAUGAAUCUGAACAUCAACACCAACAAACAUCACAUAACAGGGACUGCUGUAGCCCAGUCCUUACAGUGGGGAGAAGAGUCACUGGAACGGACUGUUGACUAUGUUCUCAUGGCAGACUGUAUCUACUAUGAAAAAUCUCUUGGUCCAUUAGUGGAAACUGUCUGUUCUCUCUGUUCAGACAAAACAGUUGUGUUAUGUUGUUAUGAGCAGAGAACCACAGGGAAUAAACCCGAACUGGAGCGCAAGUUCUUAGAGCUGAUGUUGGAAGCAUUUGAUGUCGAAGACAUUCCUUUAGAGAGACAAGAUUCCCUUUUCCGUAGUGAUGAUAUCCUUAUCAAACGGUUUCAGAAAAAAAAGUCACAUACAGAAACAUGAUGAACGUAUGUUUUAGA
This is a messenger RNA of Ylistrum balloti, 674 nucleotides long. Its product is annotated as protein N-lysine methyltransferase METTL21D-like. NCBI's taxonomy places the organism in Eukaryota, Metazoa, Mollusca, Bivalvia, Pectinida, Pectinidae. Gene Ontology annotation, cellular component: cytosol; cytoplasm. The coding region runs from base 1 to 657 and encodes 218 amino acids. Gene Ontology annotation, biological process: peptidyl-lysine methylation. The transcript has 4 exons. Gene Ontology annotation, molecular function: protein-lysine N-methyltransferase activity. The record is from RefSeq and is a predicted model, not a curated record.